Melitaea cinxia (Glanville fritillary) is the source of this 4074-nucleotide messenger RNA. Its product is annotated as DNA ligase 4-like. Gene Ontology annotation, molecular function: DNA binding; protein binding; ATP binding. The coding region runs from base 77 to 4042 and encodes 1321 amino acids. Gene Ontology annotation, cellular component: DNA-dependent protein kinase-DNA ligase 4 complex; DNA ligase IV complex. Gene Ontology annotation, biological process: double-strand break repair via nonhomologous end joining; DNA recombination; DNA biosynthetic process. The record is from RefSeq and is a predicted model, not a curated record. The transcript has 13 exons. NCBI's taxonomy places the organism in Eukaryota, Metazoa, Arthropoda, Insecta, Lepidoptera, Nymphalidae.
AAUGACUAUUUUUUUAAAUGUUUUAUUAAAAAAUAAUCAUACGUCUGUAAGUUAACCAUUUAAAAGGUUACAAAAAAUGGAUAAACACCAGCCUAGUACGUCUCAACAAAAUAGACAAGAUAUGGAUGUGGAUAAUGAGUUGACCAAUAAAUUUUUGAGCGGUGAGAUGUCGUUUGCUGAAUAUUCAAGCGAAUGGUGCAACGGAGAAGACGAUGAGGAAUUUGAAGAAUUAAAAAAGAACAAUGAGGAUUCCACACAGUCAAUACAAUUAGUAGAAAAAAUCAACAUCAGAAGACGCAGAGGAACACGUUUAUCUCCAGCUCUGAUGGGGUUAAUGGGUGAGGCAAAUUUACGAUUUGCACGUGGAGAUAUUGAUAUGGCUGAACGAAUGUGCCAUGAAAUUAUCAAACAAUUACCUUCUGCUGCAGAACCAUACCAAACAUUAGCACAAAUAUAUGAACAUGAUAUCGAAAAAUCUUUGCAGUUUUUAUUAUUAGCUGCUCAUUUGAGUCACUCAGAUGCAGAGCAUUGGUGGAGACUGGCUGGAAUGUGCAAACAAGUGAAUGAUGUAAAACAAGAAAUGAUUUGUUAUAGUCAGGCAAUAAAAUCUGAACCACAAAAUUUUGAGGCUCAUAUGAAAAGACUUGAAUUUCUAACAAAAUUAGAGGAAACUAAAUAUCCACUCAACACUUUAAAUAUUACAAGAGUAAAAUGUUAUCAUAAGAUAGUUAAUUGUUUUUCAUCAAGUGAAGGAGAAAUUUUAAUGAAGUAUGCAAAACUGGCAGCCACUAUGUAUCAUAGUACUUCAGAACCUGAAAAGGCAGCUGAAGUUAUGUUUACAGCAUAUAAGAAAUGCUCGUCACUAUUCACCCUUGCAGAUAUAAAUAUAUUACUCGAGUUACUUAUUUCACAAAAACAAUACCACUCAUGUAUAGAUAUCUUUGUAUCUAAUAUAGGUGUUGAAAUUGAAGCUGAAAUACAAACAGUCAAGAACGCUAAUGAUGAAAUAGAGGAGCAUACUAAUUACUUAAGUUGUACCACACCUGGUAAUUUGGCUGUGGAUUUGAAAAGUAAAUUAUUAGUAUGUUUCAUUCACUUAGGAGCUUUCAGUCUUGUACAAAAUUUAUUAAAUGAUUUUUUAAAUAGUGAUGUCGAAAAAGCUGGAGACCUUUAUAUGGAUAUAGAGGAAGCUUUUUCAUCAGAGGGUCAUUAUGAGAUGGCAAUUAAGCUACUGGAGCCUCUCGUAGAAAAUACUAAUUUUGAUCUAGGAGCUGUUUGGCUUAAAUAUGCAGAAUGCUUACUCAAAUUGGGCAGAGAAGAUGACGCUAUGCAAGCAUACUACAAAGUAUUAAAACAUGUACCACAGCACCCUGAUGCUUGUAGAAAACUUUUCACAAUUUUAAAAGACCGAGGUGAGAUAACAGAAGCAUUAAAAAUUUUACAACAAGAUUAUAAGUAUGUAGUUAGUGCUAGUUUAUUGUAUGAACAAUGUAAGUUGUUAAAAAGUCAAAAUGAUCUACUAAAAUACUUAGAAGACGCUACGUUGUAUCCAAUUUUGAGGUUACUGAUGCCACAGUGUGAGCGGGAAAGAAAUGCGUAUAAUUUAAAGGAAAAAAAGCUUGGAAACUUGUUAGUAAAAGUUUUAUCACUGACUCCGCAGUCACCAGAUGCUCAAAAAUUAACAAACUUCAGUUCCGUUCACAGUUCAUCCCAGGAGGGUGAUUUCGCUGGCAUAGCAUAUUUUGUUUUGAAAAGUAGAUUUGUUCAGAAGUCGUCAAUUUUAACAAUAGGUGAUAUUAAUGAAAUUCUUGACAAUAUUGCGAGGGCCGAUGUCGAUAAUAAAGGAGUGCUUUUGGAUGAAGUCUUUAGCUAUGCUAUAAAAAAAUUAACAGCACUGGAAUUCAAAUGGUUCUUGAGAAUUAUACUAAAAAACUUAAAACUAGAAAUGAGUGAAAAUCGAAUAUUAGCAACUUUUCACCCAAAUGCAGUGGAUCUUUAUCAAAACUGUACAAACCUACUGAAGGUCUGUGAGGAAUUAAAAAACAGUGAUGUUCCGUCUGGAACUAAGAGUUCGGAUGAGGUCGGUGUUAAGUUGUUCUUCGCUGUGAAACCGAUGCUGUCUGAACGACUGGACGUGACAGAUGUUCAUAAGCUUUCUGCUAAUAUCACGUACCACGUAGAAGACAAAUUUGAUGGCGAGAGGUUCCAGAUACACAUGGAAAAUGGUAUAUUCGAAUAUUUUUCGAGGAACAGCUUCACGUUUUCAAAAAAUUAUGGAAGAACUUAUGAUUCUGGAUCAUUGACGCCAUACUUAAAAGACUGCUUUUCGUCUGAUGUUCGUAAUUUUAUUAUAGACGGUGAAAUGAUGGGAUGGCAUAAGGAAGAUCAAUGCUUUGGAUGUAAAGGAAUGUCAUACGAUAUCAAGAAGAUAACGGAUAAUUCAUCGUUUCGUCCAUGUUUUUGCGCUUUCGAUAUUUUAUAUUAUAACGGAAAAUCGCUCAUUGGUUCUUCGCAGAAUGGCGGCAUGCCACUGAAUGAGAGACUCGAGAUAUUGGACUCACUGUUCAUUGACGUACCUGGCGUAAUACAACACAGCAAACGGACUAUUGUUAAAAACAGUACAGACAUCUUGGACGCCUUGAACGCCGCCAUCGACAACCAAGACGAGGGUAUCGUUGUCAAAGAUGUGAAAUCAUAUUACUGUCCCAACAAGCGCAACGCGGGUUGGUACAAAAUUAAACCCGAGUACACCGACGACACUAUGGAGGAUUUGGAUUUAGUAGUAAUUGGUGCCGAUGAAGCUGAAAACAAAAGGCAGGGCCGCGCUAAGAGCUUUCACGUUGCUUGUAUCGAUGUCAGGCCAGACGGGCUGGCGCGCUACGUGUGCGUGGGGCGCGUGGCGGGCGGGCUGUCGCGCGAGGCGCGCGCGCGCGUGUGCUCGCAGCUGGAGCGCACGUGGCGCGCCUCGCGCCGCGCGCCGCCGCCGCCCGCGCUGCUCUUCAAGGAGCUGCCCGACUUCUGGCUGCCGCCGGAACACUCCGUCGUCUUCCAGGUGCGUGCCACAGAGCUGGUCCGCAGCGCGGGCCCCGGCGCGCGGUACACGCUGCGCUUCCCGCGCGUCGUGCGCGUGCGCAGCGACAAGCCCGCCGCCGACGCCAUGACGCUGCAGGAGUUCGACAAACUCGUCGACACAAGAAGUCCAGUAAUCAAAUUGAGCAAAAAGCGUGUGCACGAGUCUCAACUAAAUCAAGUUUCGACAACGCUUCGCAAACGUACCGCGAACGUGCUGCAAGUUUCCGAACGAUUCCGAACGAAAACGGCCGGCGAUGUACCAGUUGUUUCCAGGGCUCUACUGGAUAGGAAACUGUGCAUCAUUUCUGAUGAAGACGACUGCAAGAAAGUCGACUUGAUACGAAUUAUAGAGUCGCACGGUGGGAGACAUGUUGAAAAUCCUGGUCCAGACACGUGGUGUUGCAUCGUUGGGAAACCGACGCCUUUAGCCAAGAAACGAAUAGAGUUACAGGAGUUGGAUAUAAUAACUGCCUCCUGGCUUCGCUCGCUCCCCAUCUCGGAUACGUCUUGCUCCUUGUGUCCUUUACAUAUGUUGUCUAUCAAGAGAGGCACAAGACAGCAGUUAAGCGUAAGGUACGAUUCGUUCGGAGACAGCUACAAGGAUGAAAUAGAUGAAAGUAUUUUGAAGAAAUGUUUGCAAAAUAUGGAACCAUCAAUAUAUUUAACAACAAAGGAGAAACUGAAACUAGAUAAACGUCUGUUCGGCGAUGACAAUCCAUUCUCGUUCCUGAGAAGCUGCACGUUACACAUUAUAGGAAAGCCUGUACACGUGUUAUUAGCGAAAAUGUACGGAGCCAGCAUCAGCGAUGAUUUCUCAACUUUGACCCAUUUUGUUAUACCUAAAGAUACAAGGAGUGAAGAUUUAGAAGCUUAUAAAAUAAAAGUAAAUGCAAAAAUAGUAUCUACUGAGUGGUUGAAGAUGUGCUUUCAUAAUAAAAGACUUGUGAAUGAAAUGGAAUAUUUAAUUUAAUAUUGAUUAAAUAAAUAUAUAUUUGUGUAUUA